AUGGAAUCUUCCAUUUCUUCCAGCGAUGCCUCGAGCUCGCGAUCUUCGAGAUCAUCUGCUGCUACAACAGAUCCCGUGCUUCGAAACACGCUGCGCUACACCAUCUCGGCCCACGAAUACGCUGCUCUGCAUAAAUACAUCCUCUCGCGUUCCCGCGUGCUUCGCCGCGCAACACCUACUCCCAACCGCGUCGAGAAGGCACUGCAACCGCCAAAGGGCGGUGAUGAUUACAAUGCUAGAACGGUGCGACAUGCGCUGCGGGUGUUUGUGAUGACGUUUUCGGGCAUGAAGGGAUGGGAUGUUGUCGCUAAGAGGAUGGGCAAAGAUGAACCCAACACGAGCGGGAAACAGAAACCCUUUUAUAAAAAUCCUGCGCUGAGGUUAUCCAUCUCACUUUCUACCAUUCUUCUCCUUUACAGAGUCCUUUUCCGUUUCUUCACACGACUGCGCGUGCAUUUGCUCGACCCUCAAGUUGAGCCAUUCCGAGCGCGCAACCCGCGAACUGCGGCGAUGCUGACAUCGCCCUCUGCGCCCGCCAUUGGUGCGUCAUUCGCUGGUCUUGCCCUGGGCAUCUACCCAGCACAGAAGAUGCGUGUCUCCAUCGCUCUCUACACCAUUUUCCGGGCCUUGGAGUUUGCCUAUAACUUCUGCGAGGCGGAUGGUCUUAUCUGGGGCCGAAAGAAUGGCGUCAAGAGGGAGAGGCCUUGGUGGUUUGGAAGCUGGAUGCUGCAGCCAUUCGCUUUCGGCCAGCUCCUUCAUGCGGCAGUGUUUGACCGCGAUUGCUUCCCAAAGCCAUUUGGAGAUUUGAUCUUCAAGAGCUCUUCGGCUUAUCUGCAUCCGCGCCCGCAAAAUUGGCCAUCUAGCCUCAAGUGGCCUCAGACUUCUCAGAUUGUUGACAGUCUGGCUCAAAUGGCGCGUCUAAGCUGGCCUGCCUAUGUUUCCCCUACUUUAUUCCCUGGCAAGGAAGUCCUUCCUCCUAGCCUCAGCGCGGUUGCGCCACUGACAUCUCGAGCUCACCCACUUAUCACAUCUCUCUCAUGUGCAGCAUUACACCCAGGAGAUCCAUCCUGCGCCCGCACAUAUCUCACUUUCUGGCUUCAAACAUUCCCGCCAUUUGCUCGUUUCUUCGUCGCUCUCUUUUCUGCACUCACGGUCAUCCCUCGAUUCUCUAGCCUUUACCACAACCCCUUGGCAACCCUGCAGCUCAUCAUCACCAAGGCUCUUCGCAUGUCCACUUUUGCCACAGGUGCUCUUUCCACAGCGUGGGGAUCCAUGUGCUUCUUCCAGACAUGGCUUCCUCGCCAUGUACUUGCGACUCAGCGCGUCUUCCUCGGUGGUUUCUUUGCCGGCCUCUGGGCGUUUGUCGAGCGAAGGAACGGCCGUGGCAUGUUCCUGUAUAGCGCUCGUACCAGUGUCGACAGCCUCUGGAAGGUUGGUAUUAAGCGUCGCUGGUGGAAGAGCAUGAAGGGUGGUGACGUCUGGGUCUUUAUGCUCGCGCUCAUGGUUACUGGUGUUGUCUAUGAGAAGGAUGCUCAGGCAAUCCGCGAGACCAACUGGCGGAAGGGAGUCAGCUGGCUUCAGGGCCAAGGCUGGACGGAUUGGGCUGUUGAAGAUGAUGAGGACGAGGAGGGAAAGGUUAAGGAGGAGUGA
This is a messenger RNA of Fusarium sp. VM40, 1650 nucleotides long. Lineage: Eukaryota; Fungi; Ascomycota; Sordariomycetes; Hypocreales; Nectriaceae. The record is from the annotation of a GenBank genome assembly.